AUGUUGAAAACAUCUAUUUUGCGCACUAUCUGUAGUGCUCGCCCGCUCCCGACGGCGUGCGCGCAACCAGUAGCCCGCGCUUCUCAUUUGCCAGGAACCCAGCUGUCGCGCACAACUCAAAUAAUCUCUCCUCGAACAUAUUCACAGUGGAAAUUCAAUACAUUACCCAGAAAAAACCCCCGAAGCCUCCAAAAAUCACCAACAUGCCGACUUCCCCAAAUCCCACGCAGAGCAUUCUCCUCGGGCCCGCGAUUCAGCUACCCACGCAACACCUAUAAUCGCUUCGGAGGAGGAGGACGGCGCGAACCACUGAUAUACAAUGUGGUUCGAUACUUGAAACCACAACACUACGUUCUAAUUGGACUGGGAUUAUCAGGCGUCUACCUAUACAACACUGAUGUAGUGGAGAUAACAGGUCGUCGCCGCUUCAACAUGGUAUCUGCGAAAAUGGAGCUGGAAAUGGGCGAACAGACCUACCGCCAGGUUCUCAACGAAGAGCGCGGCAAGAUACUUCCGGAUAAUCAUCCUGUGACACAAAUGGUGGAUCGAGUCCUGCAGCGAUUAAUUCCCCUUGCACCCAUUGAGGGCGCUGAUUGGAAGGUGCACGUUAUUGCGGACCCUAACAUGAAGAAUGCAUUUGUACUUCCGGGAGGGAAAGUAUUCGUUGCUACUGGCAUCUUACCCAUUUGUCAAGAUGAUGAUGGCCUUGCGGCUGUUCUAGGCCACGAAAUUGCGCAUGUUGUGGCGCAUCACCCGGCCGAGCGUGCAAGUAACAGCUUCAUCACUACGGGUGUUGCUCUAUUCAUUGCGCUUUUACUGGACUUCUCCGGUCAGGCGAGCUCGCUUGUUAUGAAUUACAUGUAUAGUCUGCCAAACUCAAGGACACAGGAGGCUGAAGCAGAUCAUAUUGGAUUGUUGAUGAUGUCUAAGGCUUGCUUCAAUCCUGAAGCUGCUGUCAGGCUGUGGCAGCGGAUGCAGAAAGUAGAGAAGGAGGCACCACCGGAAUUUUUGUCCACUCACCCUUCAAGCUAUAAUCGCGAAGAAGCCAUUCGUGGAUGGCUCGAAAAAGCGGAGCAUAUUUAUGCUGAGAAUGGCUGCAGCUCCCUUGGAAGCUAUAUGCCCCAGUUUCAAAAUGCACUGCGUUCGCAAACCAGUUCAUUUGGCUGGUAA
Messenger RNA from Penicillium pulvis, 1170 nucleotides. Its product is annotated as M48 family metallopeptidase. Gene Ontology annotation, cellular component: mitochondrial inner membrane. The transcript has 9 exons. Gene Ontology annotation, molecular function: metalloendopeptidase activity. Lineage: Eukaryota; Fungi; Ascomycota; Eurotiomycetes; Eurotiales; Aspergillaceae. Gene Ontology annotation, biological process: mitochondrial protein processing; protein quality control for misfolded or incompletely synthesized proteins. The record is from RefSeq and is a predicted model, not a curated record. Bases 1 to 1170 code for a protein of 389 amino acids.